Molecule: messenger RNA, 1038 nt
Organism: Boleophthalmus pectinirostris (great blue-spotted mudskipper)
Lineage: Eukaryota; Metazoa; Chordata; Actinopteri; Gobiiformes; Gobiidae
Product: dual specificity protein phosphatase 22-B
Exons: 7
Coding region: 160-732 (190 amino acids)
Biological process (GO): regulation of cell population proliferation; positive regulation of JNK cascade; protein dephosphorylation
Cellular component (GO): cytosol
Molecular function (GO): protein tyrosine/serine/threonine phosphatase activity
Source: RefSeq, a predicted model, not a curated record
CUUUCGCUCUGCACGCUGAGAGCUUUACGAUAGCUUUACCAUACCUUGGAAGCUGUCAAACGUGAAGCUUCGGUCUUAGUUGGUGUAGGAAGUUUGUCAGGCAAUUUGGAAACUAUUGGAUUGCUGGAUCAGCUGGAAAACCAAUAAUUGUAUGAGGAAAUGGGGAAUGGUAUUAACAAGGUCCUUCCUGGUCUUUAUCUCGGCAAUAUCAAAGAUGCACAAGAUAAAGAGCUGCUUAAGGCCCAUAACAUCACCCACAUCCUGUCCAUCCAUGACAAUGCUGCACCUGUGCUGGAGGACAUCACGUAUCUCUGUAUAUCAGCGUCAGAUCACUCCAAGCAAAACCUGACCCAGUACUUUAAAGACAGCAUUAUAUUCAUCCAUGAGUCCAGAAUGAAAGGAGAAGGCUGCCUUGUUCACUGUGUGGCAGGUGUGUCCCGCAGUGUGACUCUGGUGGUGGCCUACAUCAUGACAGUGACCGGCCGGGGUUGGGUGGAGUCUCUGGCUGCAGUCCGAGCAGCCAGACCCUGUGCUGGACCUAACCUGGGCUUCCUCCGGCAACUGGAGGAGUUUGAAAACAUCGAACUGGCACAAUAUCGUGACUGGUGGAAGGACCACUAUGAAAAGACCUUCUUCAAUGAUGACGAGGAAAUUGCUGAACUUUUGAUGAAAAAAUAUCACAACAACAGUGAAGGCAUGGUGACCAACAUAACACCACGAUUAGCAACUUGAAUAUGUACAGUUUUAAAAGCAUUGUUGUAAAGGUGAUUUUCCUGGACCAUACAAAUCUGUGGCUGCCGACACGGGGACAAAACAGAGUAAAAAACCCAGCAGUGACAUAAGCUGGUAAAGUCAUAUGAAUGGGGAAUUUUACAUGUGAAUAACUUGAAUCCCCAUUAGGUGUCAUGUCCUUGAUACUAACUGUCAAAACAGCACGCAUGGCCAGUCAAGCAUAGCCCUUUGCUGAGACCACACCAGAGACACAAAACAUCUAAGCAAUGAGACAUGCUUCCCUUAUACUUGAAUUCAAAUGUAGUU